Molecule: messenger RNA, 1176 nt
Organism: Penicillium verhagenii
Lineage: Eukaryota; Fungi; Ascomycota; Eurotiomycetes; Eurotiales; Aspergillaceae
Product: L-allo-threonine aldolase
Exons: 1
Coding region: 1-1176 (391 amino acids)
Biological process (GO): L-threonine catabolic process; glycine biosynthetic process
Cellular component (GO): cytosol
Molecular function (GO): L-allo-threonine aldolase activity
Source: RefSeq, a predicted model, not a curated record
AUGGCCAGCACAGAAGUUUCCGCUCCCAAGCCUGGCACUAGCCAGCCAAUUCAACAAAUAGAUGUGUCAAGCUCUUGGUGUGGUCCUGGACCCGCGGCUUACGACUUCCGCACCGACACCAUAACGACACCGUCGCUGUCCAUGCUGCAAACCAUCGCGCAAUGCUCGCUCAUGGACGACGUCUAUCAUGAGGAUCAAACAACAACCCAAUUCGAGAAGUUCAUGGCAGACUUGACUGGCAAAGAGGCCAGCCUCCUGGUCAUGUCGGGAACAAUGGGAAAUCAGAUCGCCCUCCGCUCACUCUUGACACAGCCGCCGCACGCCAUUCUCUGUCACGAACGCUCUCACAUCCUGAACUCUGAGGCCGGAGGUUGUUCAUCUCUUUCUCAGGCACACAUGCAAUCCUGCGUCCCGGCCAACGGUCAGUACCUGACCUUAGAGGACAUCAAACGAACGGCCGUCAUUAGCAACAACAUUCAUGUCGCUCCAACCAGGGUCAUUUCACUAGAAAUUACCCUAGCCGGAGUCAUCACUCCCCUUGACGAGGUCCGAAAGAUAUCCCUGUUUGCUCACUCCAACAGUAUCAAAAUGCACUUGGACGGCGCGAGAAUCUGGGAGGCCGUGGCCGCAGGUGCCGGUCCAUUGACCGACUAUUUGGAGUGCUUUGACACUGCGCAGAUGUGCUUCUCAAAAGGGCUAGGUGCGCCCAUUGGAAGUAUUAUCGUGGGUCCGAAGGCCACUCUAGAGCACUGCAGAUGGGUGCGAAAGAGCAUUGGAGGAGGUAUCCGACAAGCUGGAAUCAUAUCGGCUGCCGCGCGGGUGGCAGUUGAGGACAACUUUGGCAAAGGGCCUAACGGGGAAGGUGGUCGACUUCGAGAAACCCACAAGAAAGCUAAGAUAAUCGAGAAAAUGUGGCUCGAUCGCGGUGGUACAGUCAGCCGGCCUGUUGAGACAAAUAUGGUAGUAUUGGACCUUUCUUCCAGCAGGAUCACGGCAGAUGAAGCAAUCCGUGUUGGUAAAGAAGAGGGAGUAAAAUUGAUGGGUGCAAGAAUUGUGGUUCACCAUCAGAUCACCGUCGAGGCCAUGGAUCGGAUAGAGAAGGUUUUCGAUCGUUUGAUGGCUCACCGGCAGAGCACGAAUAUGAUACUUGACGAGGUAGAAACAGUAUACAGGUAG